AGAGUUUAAGGCUCCUCUCCCAUAGAGCAACUCUGCACAACCCAAGCAGACCAACUUUGAGACUUUGAAUGAACGUAUUUACAUCCACCUUUCUCUUCAUGUCGACUUUUCUGGAAACAUUCACACGGAUGCCAUGGUUACUCCUACCACGAUCUUACAGGUGAACAAGGUGAUGUCCAUCUUGUUUUAUGUGAUAUUUCUCGCUUACCUUCGUGGCAUCCAGUCUUCCAACAUGGAUCAAAGGAGUUUGCCAGAAGAUUCGAUAAAUUCUCUUAUUAUUAAACUCAUUCAGGCAGACAUUUUAAAAAACAAGCUUUCUAAGCAGAUGGUAGACAUUAAGGAAAACUAUCAAAACACAGUGCAGAAAAUAGACACUCAGCAAGAGAUGGAUGGAGAGGAAAAUGUGAAAUCAGACUUCCAGCCAGUUAUCUCAGUGGAUACAGACCUCUUGAGGCAGCAGAGACGCUACAACUCGCCCCGAGUCCUCCUUAGUGACAACACGCCGCUGGAGCCACCGCCACUGUACCUGACGGAGGAUUACAUCGGGAAUUCCGUGGUGGUGAACAGAACCUCCCGGCGGAAGAGGUACGCAGAGCACAGGGGCCACCGGGGAGAAUACUCGGUUUGUGACAGUGAAAGUUUAUGGGUCACGGACAAAUCCUCCGCCAUCGACAUUAGGGGACACCAGGUGACUGUUCUGGGAGAAAUUAAAACAGGAAACUCUCCGGUUAAGCAGUACUUUUACGAAACGAGGUGUAAAGAGGCCAAGCCUGUAAAAAACGGCUGCCGCGGCAUUGAUGACAAGCACUGGAACUCCCAAUGCAAGACAUCCCAAACUUAUGUCAGAGCACUGACUUCAGAAAACAACAAACUGGUGGGCUGGAGGUGGAUAAGGAUAGACACCUCCUGCGUGUGCGCCUUGUCCAGGAAAAUAGGAAGAACAUAGAUCUGCAUCUCCUUGCUAUAUAAAUUAUUACUUUAAAUUAUAUGAUAUGCAUGUAGCAUAUAAAUGUUUAUAUUGUUUUAUAUAUAUUAUAAGUUGACCUUAUUUAUUAAACUUCAGCAAAUCUACAGUAUAUAAGCUUUCUCUGUCAAUAAACAAGAGCAAAGGGUGUGUGCCUCUGCCGUGGCCAACUCUGGGGUUUUUUAGACUACAUUUGUGACACUGCUUGUUGGCAGCAUACCGUAACCUUCCUGUAAAAUCUGUAAAAUCAGUAUUUUUCAUUCAGUAUUGUCAAACCAGCGACUGUCAUUUAGUAAACUUGUUAAAAAUCAGACCAAUGCCAAGAGUUGUGUACAUAUUUAUAUUCCUUGUUCUAUACGUCCAUAUUUAAUUGCAUCUGCAGCAUUGACUCCUCACCACCAAAACCAAAAAAUGACCAAAAUACAUGUUGUAGGCUGCAGAUGAUGUCAAAUUUACAGGCAUCAGGUAGCCCUAAAAGAAGUCUCUGUGUAUUAUGCCAGUUUUGCCAGUGAAAUGACCAUUUUCCCUCUGUUAGCAUUUCAGAAUGGCUGCUAGUAAUCCAGGAACAUCCAUUUGUGUUUUGGAAGCACAUUUGUUUUGCAACUGUUUCUAAUGCUGCCAGUGCUUCAUUGAAAAAAUAUGAAAGAAAUCUGAAAUAUUUGUAGCCAAAACUUGCUGAAGCCAAGAACUGAUCUAAAUGGAUUGUUAAUAUAAUACAUAAAAGAUGGUUUGUUGUGAUCAGCCUCUUCCUCCUCACACGAAUCAGUUAUCUUCUGCUUGCA
Messenger RNA from Pseudopodoces humilis (Tibetan ground-tit), 1746 nucleotides. RefSeq names its product neurotrophin 3 (gene NTF3). Gene Ontology annotation, molecular function: growth factor activity; nerve growth factor receptor binding. Gene Ontology annotation, biological process: positive regulation of peptidyl-serine phosphorylation; nerve development; neuron projection morphogenesis. The record is from RefSeq and is a predicted model, not a curated record. Gene Ontology annotation, cellular component: synaptic vesicle; dendrite; axon. Lineage: Eukaryota; Metazoa; Chordata; Aves; Passeriformes; Paridae.